Vigna angularis (adzuki bean) is the source of this 2120-nucleotide messenger RNA. RefSeq lists its product as uncharacterized. The record is from RefSeq and is a predicted model, not a curated record. Lineage: Eukaryota; Viridiplantae; Streptophyta; Magnoliopsida; Fabales; Fabaceae. The transcript is spliced from 7 exons. Bases 240 to 1937 code for a protein of 565 amino acids.
UCUUUCAAUUUUUGAAUGUUUGAAAAUACAUUGGUGCGCGUGUCUUCUCCACAUAGUUUGUAAGCAUGUAAAAGCCCAGGACACAAGAGGAACGCGCGCUCACUUAUCUGCGAAUUCAAACUUUAUUCUCUCUUUCCCUCUUCGCUCUAUCACACACUCUCACCCCUCAGAUCCAUCUCCACAAACCCUAAAUUUCUCCUUCCGACGACAUUCGGAUAGUGCAACCUUUGUCUCAACGUAUGAACGAGGAUUGCAAUUCUGGAACAGCGUCGAUGUUGUCCUCCCCCAAGAAUUCCAAGAUCGCGGGGGAGAAGCGAGGAAGCACUCACGUCGAACACAACACUCAUAAACGAGUCAAGAUAAAAGAUCUUGACUCCCUUGUUAACUCAGCGGAAACUAAUAGCGGUUAUUCGGAGUUUAAAACCAUCAAGGAAAACAAUGUGCAGUGGUCAUUGGGUGCCUCGGAGUCUUCUCAACAAGGGAAAAUAGGAAGGAACGCGUGUCCGGAAGUGGUGAAUUUUGCGGCUAGUCCUUUGGAUCUUAACGCUGAAGCAUGCAAGAGUGGGGCCUAUGUUGAGAAUUUUUCCGAAGAAUCUUUGACUGAGAAGCAAGAAAAAGGACAUGAUAAUUUAGUAGUUUCAAGGGGAAUUAAUGUGGAUCUGAAUGCAGAAGAUGUUUCAAGCUCAGUGAAUUUGGAACCUGCAAGUUCCUCUAGAGGGCGCAAUCCUCUUAAGAUGAAAGAUGUAUCAGAGAGUGGAAGCUGUGUUGGACCUUUGGAGGAGAAAGAUCCAAUGACGAAAUGGCAGCAAAUGAAGGAAUAUGGCUUUUGGUCACCCUCUCACGCUGGUAUUCCAAAGCCGAAACAACGUGGGAGGAAAAGUAAGAGUGAAAUGCUAAAGAAAAAGAUGGAACUUGCAAAGAGGGAACAGGUUAACCGGUUUACCAAGAUUGCUGCUCCAAGUGGACUGCUGAAUGAGUUGAACCCUGGAAUUAUAAAUCAUGUGAGAAAUAGAAAACAAGUGCUUUCAAUUAUUGAGAAUCUUGUAAGGUCUGAAAAACAUGAAAGCACAAGCAUGCCGAGCAAGCAAGCAGCACACCGAAUACAUGGAAGUUUAGACGUUAGUAAGAGGGAUAAAGACAAUGUGGCCGAUGAGGAAGGGGUCCUACAUAGCUCUUCAGGGAACAAACAAGCACGAAAAUUUCCUGUAACAGCGAAUGAUUCUUCUUUCCUUAUUUUGGAGGGUAAAGUCCGUGAUCAUGACGCUAGCACUGUAGAGAAAGGAAGUCUUAAAAGUUGUAUGACACAGUCAACAAAUGUUGUGGAGGAUGAUGUUUUGGCUCUGAAAUUGUCAUCUGAAACUAGGGCAUCCACGAGUUCUACCAAUUUGUCAAACGACGAAUCUUCUAAUGUCACAACAGUUUCAUCUCUUUCUCUAAAAGCUGCUACUGUUGCUUCUCAAUGGUUGGAGCUUCUGCAUCAAGAUAUCAAAGGGCGCCUUUCAGCUUUGCGACGAAGUAGGAGGAGAGUUCGAUCUGUUAUCACUACUGAGUUACCAUUCCUUAUAUCAAAAGAAUUUGCUAAUAACCAAGAUUGUGAUCCUUACAUUAUGAAAAUGUUUGAGGGACUACCCACUAGCCAAAUUGCAGAUUUGCAUGGGGCAAGAUGGACUGCUUUGUUUAAUCAUAUGGAUGAAGCACUUUCAAAAGAGGAAAAGCAACUAGAGUGUUGGUUGAAUCAAGUGAAAGAAAAGCAAUUGUUGUGUGACCAGGGCAUUCAACAUGUAAAUUGGAGUGUGGCUUUUGGUUUACAACAGCUGGGAAAUUCUGAAAAUAAUUCCAGAGCAUCGACAUUUAAUAGCUCCGAGAAAGAGUUAGCAGUGAAUGCGGCUGCUGCUUCCAUAUAUUCAACGUGUAAUUUUCUACUGUCCGAGAGCUAACCUGUAUCUGAUUUAGAGUUCAUGCAUCUAAUUAUUUCAUAUCUUUUAAUUUUUCGUAAUUUAUGAAUUACUAUCAAUUGCUAGAAAAUGUCAUGGACACCUAGAAAAACUAAAAUAUAGGCCCCAGUGUAUGAGAGAAUCUUGAUAAUUAUGAUUGUAAUUUAAGUUGUGGAAUAUAAUUUA